AUGGGCAGCGGCGGCAUAAAGCUGCGUCAGCUGACGGACGGCCGCCAUCUUAUCCAGGUGAUAUACACGCCAAAUGGCGUCAUCCAGGACUGCGAGUACGUCACCGACACGAAGACCACCAGAAACUUCUUAAAAACCGUCAGGAAAGAGCUGAAGUUAGCGUUGGAGGAGCAAACGUACAAGAUUCUGGGCGAAGACAAGGAGGCGGACGUCGGAAACGAGAGAUUCUACCGCCAUUUUGGCAAUAUGACUUUGAGGCUGUUGAAGGGCGGCGAAGGGUUGCCAUCUAACAUCGCGGAAUGGCUAGAUUACGACAGACUGAGGGUCGAAUGCUUGGAGAGGCAUGAGGAACUCACAUAUAUGAUGGCGAACAGGAAUAAAGCUGGUGAACAGGCGUUGACGAGGUCGCGUCGCUCCUUCAGGGAGAAUUUCAUAGUGCCCGGCACUAAAUGGUGCGGCGCCGGCCAGUUGGCCGCCAACUACGGCGAGCUAGGCGACGAUAGGGCCGAGGACCGCUGCUGUAGGGCGCACGACAGCUGCCCCGCCAACAUACCGGCACUAGGGAGGCGUUUCGGCCUCCUUAACUUUAGGCCGUUCACGAUCUCGCACUGCCGUUGCGAUAGGAGAAAGAAGCGGGACGCGAUGGAGUUGCUGCGGGUCCCCGGAACGAAGUGGUGUGGCAAGGGAUUCUCGGCGACGCACUACUCCCAGCUGGGCGGCUACACGAGGACGGACAGAUGCUGCCGCGUCCACGACCUGAGGUGCCCCUUCUGGAUCGGUGGCAUGGAGAAGAAGUACGGCCUGUACAACUGGCGCGUGAACACGCUCAUGCACUGCCGCUGCGACGAAAGAUUUCGCGCGUGCCUGAAACUUGCCGACACGUCCGUGUCCAACAUGGUGGGCAAGCUUUUCUUCAACGUCGUCCAAACCAAAUGCUUCAUCUUGAAACCUGUGAAAAUGUGCACGCAAAGGUCCUGGUGGGGCAAGUGUCUAAGGCGGGAGUAUAUGAAACAAGCCUUCUUGCGGGACAACCUGCCUUAU
Messenger RNA from Iphiclides podalirius (scarce swallowtail), 1041 nucleotides. The record is from the annotation of a GenBank genome assembly. NCBI's taxonomy places the organism in Eukaryota, Metazoa, Arthropoda, Insecta, Lepidoptera, Papilionidae.